Gadus macrocephalus (Pacific cod) is the source of this 1474-nucleotide messenger RNA. It is a transcript of the gene bricd5, whose product is annotated as BRICHOS domain containing 5. The record is from RefSeq and is a predicted model, not a curated record. NCBI's taxonomy places the organism in Eukaryota, Metazoa, Chordata, Actinopteri, Gadiformes, Gadidae. Gene Ontology annotation, biological process: regulation of cell population proliferation. The coding region runs from base 99 to 800 and encodes 233 amino acids. The transcript has 6 exons.
AGGUGUGUGGCGUGGGGGAGUCUGGAGGAGUGCUGGGACCACAGCUCCAUGCCGAUAGCCAGCAGCAGAGUGCGUGAGGAGCCGUCAAAGGACACAGGAUGGUGGGCUGUGGGAGACCCUCAGAGCACAGCGUAGAGGAAGUACGAUGCACGGAGGGAGUUCCUGCGGUGAAACCCUGGUUCUCCCACAAGGCCUUCUGGGUGAGCGUGGUGGUCUGUCUGCUCGUGGUCUUGAUCGCUCUGGCAUUGACAGGCAACCUGGGUAACUCCGGGAUGCUGGAAGACCCUGCCCAGUCGAUACACAUUGUCCGAAUCACCGGUCCCGAUCCAACUGGCACUGUGAUCAACCAAUCAACAGUAGUGGACAAGGAGAAUGACCUGGUGACCUUUUCAGUGACCUCACCGUCAAACCUCUCCUCCACUGUGCUCUUUGAUGUCAAACAUGGGCUGGUUUGUUACAAACCGGCCAACCAGGAGAGCUGCUUCCUGCGUGAAAUGGACCAAUCGGAUUACCAACGUGUUGGCUCCGUCCUGCCCGAGUCAACGCACCAGAUGAGCCAGUUCCAGCUGUCUGGGAGUGAGAUCCACAGACAGACUGAGUUCCUGGGGGUGCUGGGGGGCCACGGGGUCAACGUGUCCACCCUGGAGGAGCCCUUCCAGGCCCUGUGUCGGGACAGCCCGGUCCACUGGACCAGGAGGGCAGAGGGCCCGGGGCGACAGAGACUCGUCUACUUCUGCAUCGACAUCUGCUUCCCCAGCAACAUCUGCGUGUCUGUGUGCUUCUACUACCUUCCUGAGUGACCUUCUGCACCCCUCACCAGAACACCCCUCUGUCCCUCCCUCCACCCUCACCUUUAUCACACAGCAAAAGCACCACCUUCGCUCCACACAAGCCUCAUCAGGAGAGAUGAGUAGCCUCAGGCUCUCUCUUUCCCAACACACACACACAUGCUAGGAGAUGAUGCAGCUGUCAUUAUUCUCUCCUUAACCCCUCGUCAUGUUGUAAUGCCUCUUCCCUGGUGGCCCAAGAUCCUGUUUACCGUUAACCAUUAUUAUAGAGAUGCAGUGUUUUUAUCUUGCCAAUAAACAUUUGUUGUGUAAUGUUGGGCAUUUAUUUGUGUGUGUCGCGUAAGGAGGAAGUAAGAACGGAGUGAUAACGAAAUCAGAAAACAGGUUUUGCAAGACGUAUGACUGACCCAAGUCUUUACUGGGGAAAAUCAGUCUUCAAAAUAUUAAAACAUUGGCCCGGGAAUAUAAUGAAAUCAUUUAUACAUAAGACACAAACAAGACAUAACCAAUUUCAACGGCACGGGCAAGCCAACAUCCUGGAUAUAAUGCAAAUCACGUGGUCUUAAAUAUGGCCCAUUUCUAAAAACAAAGCUUGUAUUAAUUCGCCCUCAGUGGUGUUGCAGACCGCUCGCUACCGGUUGCUUCAUUUCUAAAAGAUGUCACCAUAAGGACAUGCCCUUUGGAAA